AUGCGCCACCACCACCACCUCCUCCGUUGCCGCGCGAUGCCUCUCCUGCCGUCGCCGCCGAGGACGCUGCGGGUUUCGGGAAGCCUUGUGCACCACCGCCUCGUCCGAUGCCGUGGGUUGCCUAUCCCGCCGAGGACGCCGGGGGUCUCGGGCGGGCGCCUGUUCGCCUCCCUCCCGCUCCCGCCGCCUCUCCGGUCCCCAAGAGAGGUGCAUAUUUGGUAUCUUUGUCCCGAUGAGCUGAAAAAUCAGUCCCAACUGAACAUGUAUGAAGAACUCCUGUCUCCUUCUGAAAGAGAGUAUGCUGACUCUAUGAAAGCAACAAUGUUGCGGAAAGAUGCUGUUUUGUCCCGUGCAUUGUUGCGCACCACCCUCUCAAGAUAUACAGGUUAUAAAAUUGAUCCGAGGUCAUUUGAGUUUAAGAAGAACAAAUUUGGCAAACCUGAGGUAUUGUGGCCACAUGAUGAUAGCACUGCAGAGCAACCUUUGCAUUUCAACAUUUCACACACAACUUCUUUGAUUGCCUGUGGUAUUGCCAUUAAUGCUCGUAUUGGCAUUGAUAUUGAAGAGAAGAAGCGAAAUACAACCAAGAAUAUUUCAUCUCUUGCUCGCCGUUACUUCACCCCUUCUGAAGUUAAUUAUCUAUCUGAGGUUUCAGAUUCAGAUGCUCAGCGAAAGGAAUUCCUGAAACUAUGGACUCUUAAAGAAGCAUAUGUAAAAGCUCUUGGAAUGGGUUUCUCAGGUGCUCCAUUCAGUACGUUUUCAAUCAUGCUGAAUACAAGUAAGGGAAUUCGGAUUUCUAAGGCAUUGAAUGAUUCCAGGACUGGCUGUGACCAUCUGUCUGAGAACUGGCUGUUUACACUCGCGGAGCUAAAUAGUUCUCACUACAUGUCAGUUUGUAUAGAGGACAGCUCCAGAAGUCAAGGUCUGUAUACAUUGCCAUCUUGGGUAAUAACAGUUUGCCUACCUUGUUCUUUCAGUUGCUUCAUUGUUGUUGUAUAUGUCGCGUCGCAGGCCCUGAAGACAGCCCAGCACCAGUAG
Molecule: messenger RNA, 1038 nt
Organism: Triticum turgidum subsp. durum (durum wheat)
Lineage: Eukaryota; Viridiplantae; Streptophyta; Magnoliopsida; Poales; Poaceae
Source: the annotation of a GenBank genome assembly